Microthlaspi erraticum is the source of this 1386-nucleotide messenger RNA. NCBI's taxonomy places the organism in Eukaryota, Viridiplantae, Streptophyta, Magnoliopsida, Brassicales, Brassicaceae. The record is from the annotation of a GenBank genome assembly.
AUGUUCCAUGGAUUGCCAAGUGAAGACCCCAUUGACCACCUUGAUGAGUUUGAUAGGCUUUGUGAUUUGACAAAGAUCAAUGGUGUCUCUGAAGAUGCCAUCAAGCUGAGACUCUUUCCUAUGUCUCUAGCUGACAAAGCUCACCAAUGGGAGAAGAGCUUGCCCCAUGGCACAAUCACCACUUGGGAUGAAUGCAAGAAGGCCUUUCUUGCUAAAUUUUUCUCCACCGGUCGCACAGCCAAGCUUAGAGGAGAGAUAUCCAGCUUCAUCCAGCGAACAAUGAGACAUUCGCAGAGGCUUGGGAGAGGUUCAAAGGCUACACAAGAUGUAGAUGAUGGCUGGCAACUUGUGGAGAACAUAGCUAACUCAAAUGGAAGCUAUGGAGAAGAGUAUGAUCGCACCAACCGGAGCUCGACCCACCACUCGAUCGAGUCAGACGAAAAGUUGAGAAAAGAUGUUAAGGCAUUGAAUGAGAAGUUGGAUAAGCUGAUCCUAGCUCAGUCCACAAUGAAGAAAGUCAACUUUGUGUCUGCUGAGGAGAUGGAACCAGUCCAAGAAGGGGAGGAUACACAAUUUGCUGAGGUAUGCUACAUGAGCAAUGGGCAAGGAGGUUACAACAAAGGAUACUAUAACUACAAGUCCAACCCUGCCAUGUCAUACCGCAACACUGAUGUUGCUAACCCUCAGGACCAAGUCUAUCCUCAACAACAAGCAGCUCGAUCGAGUCAAGGACACAACAAGGGCUUUCCCCACCAACCACCCCAGCCUGCACCUUCACAAGAGAAUGAGCUCAAGGCAAUGCUAAAGCAACUACUUCAAGGGCAAGCUGAUGGGGUAGUGGACACAAGCAAGAAGCUAGCUGAAAUAAACUCUAAGAUCGAGAACCUCAACACAAGGGUUUACUCUCUGGAGAAUCAUGCUUCUUCUGUUGCUGCUGCUACAAAGCAAGGACAACUACCUGGUAAAGCUAUUCAGAACCCCAAGGAACAGUGCAAGGUCAUCUUCACUCAAGAAGGACUUGUUGAAGAAGAGGAUCAAGAAAGGGUCAUUGAAGAUUUUUGUUUACUGCUGAAUGAUGAAGAGAUUGUUGCUGCUGAGGCUCCUGGAGUCCAGAUUGAUCAACCAGAAGUGCAUGCACCUACUGUGGCCAUUCACACUUCACCAGUUGAGCUCGCACGACAAGCUCGAUCGGCAGCUCGAUCGAGUCCAACUCUAGCUCGAUCGAGUCCGACCUCUUCUGUCCGACAGCCUGUUUUGCUUGAUCCUUAUCAACCAGUUGCCGCUUCCUCGUCUCGCCUACUUAGUCAAGGUCACAAGGAAGUGAUUCACAAGUUCAGAAGAGAUCUCAGUGGGAUUGGAAUUGAGUUGCCUCUAUGGAUAGCAUGA